Molecule: messenger RNA, 2642 nt
Organism: Micropterus salmoides (largemouth bass)
Lineage: Eukaryota; Metazoa; Chordata; Actinopteri; Centrarchiformes; Centrarchidae
Product: clathrin heavy chain linker domain-containing protein 1-like
Exons: 12
Coding region: 257-2017 (586 amino acids)
Source: RefSeq, a predicted model, not a curated record
AGCGUCUGUCUUUUUUUACUAAGCGCAUUUGGCGUCAACGUUAGUUUUAAAAACUACAUUACGGCGCAUCGCUUUGUGUAUUUAAAGAGAAAAGGUUGUUUUUUUGUUUUAAGAAACUCCAUUUCCCAGGUAUACUUUCGCGGUAGCCAUAGCAACGCGGCUGUUUGCCAAACGGCUUCAAGUUGUGAAAACGGACAUUUAAGAGUAAACAAGUAAAGAUGUAAAUAACAAAUAACGAUGUAAAUAACAAAUAACGAUGUCUGUGGCGCGAAACUCCAGCGGCUCCUCUCCAAGAAGAGGAGGACGCUCGACGCCCGACAUUUUGGGAUCCGGGAGCGACGACGGGAGGUUUUUCCAGACUCUGCGUGAGUUUAUCGACCACGAGAAGCGGCUGCUGCGGUGCUCAGAGGACGGGCGGCCGCACGAGCUCCGGUACGUCAUCUACCGCACGGUGUUCAGUCAGGUGAUUGCACGAGCGACGGCCUAUAAGAGACUUCUGCUGACCAUAAAGGCGGAGUACGAUGAUGUCAUCAGGGCGCUGCAGAGGAGGGAGGACGAGGCCAGGACGGCUCAGCGAAGUCUGGCGGCCUCGACGUCGCAUUCAAAAUCCCUGACGACCUGCCAGAGACGAGCCGCCCAGCUGAGGCAGAGAAUCUCCGUCCUCCAGAGGGAAACCGCAGAACUUCAAGAGGAGAUCCAGAGACAGAAAUCCUCUAAAGAGCAGACCACGUGGAUCCCUGGUUUGACGGUGGCUGAGUCUGAGGAUCCUGACGCUCUGGACGGGCACCUGAAGAGUCUUGAAGACCGGAGAGCUGCUCUGCUGGACAGGAAGCGUCACUGCGUCCCUCUGGAGGUCAAAGCCGAGCUGGACGCCGAGCUGCAGGCCGCCGAGCGCCACAGAGACCAGCUGAGCCUCGAGAACGCCCGGCUGAAAGUCCUAUUCCAGCGUCUGAGGUUCGUGUCUGACCGUCUGUCCAGCUGGGAGGACGAGGAGCAGCCGGUUCCUCUGGAGGAACUCCUGGGCUCCACACUGGAGAACGUCAGACGGACCGGCGUGACGGACGAUGACGCUCGCAGCAUCGACGCUGAGCUGUUUGAGGACGAGGAGCCGACCGGAGUCAGCGAGUCCGGGCUCCUGGCAGACUGCCUGGACAGGUUCAUCGAGCUCUUUGAUUCGGCUCAGUAUGAGGAAGCUGCUCUGCUCGCCGCCAGAUCUCCUCGAGGAGUCCUGAGGAACCUCCACACCGUGGAGAUGUUCAAAGGUGUGAAGGGCCCCCCGGGGUCCGUCCCCCCUCUCUUGCUCUUCCUCCAGGCCCUGCUGAUGACCGUCCCGGCCGGCGACGAGCUGCCAGCCGCUCUCUCCCUGCAGGUCGUCCGCCGGGCCCUGCGGCACGGCGCCACACGGCUCGUCGCCCACGCUGUCACCCACAGCAAACUGACCUUCUCUGAGGCCCUGGGCGACAUCCUGUCUGAGCAUGCUCAGAAGCACCCCGGCGCGGCUGACAUGUGCCUGGCGUUGGCCACCGUCGUCUAUGAGGCCUGCAGGCUGCACAGGAAGAGCGCACUGAGCAUGUGCAGGAGAGGCCUGAUCCACAGCGCUGUCGACUUCAUGAAGCACUGCGAGGACCUCACAGCUGAGGACUGUAUGUGGGUUCUGUGUCGCUCGCCCGGCCUCUCCCUCCUCCAGCUGUUGACGGAGCCUCAGCGGGGCCAGGCGGCCAUCUUGUCAGUGGGCGUGGCCCUUUCCACUCUGCUGGCGGACCCUCAGCUGCAGGAUCUGGCUCUGCAGCUCCUGGACGGCCUGGUCAGCAGAGGUCCAGGGGUCCUGGAGGAGGCGAUCCUGGAGGACAGCAGCUGUUCGGUGGACCUUUGGACUGACAUCGCGUCUCUGUGCUCUGAGCUGAACCGUGCUGACCUGGGCCGGGCCGUCCGGUCCGUCCUGCUGGACCAGAGCGGGACCAGAGUCCUGUCCCCGGACCUGGAGGGGGCCCGUCUCAUGGAACACGUCUUCCUGUGAAAACCGGUCCUCCCACAGGUUUCUGUCACCAUGAUCACGCCCUGAUCACGUGCUCCCUCCGUUAUCCAGCCGACCUCUGAGCUGCUGGCCCGAAGUGACUCAGGGAAAAAUGUGACACAGUGACGGCUGAAGGCCAGAAGGUGGCGGAGAGACUCGCUGACUGAAGCUGAGGUUAAACAUUCAGAGGUGGAGCAACUCUUACUGCAGUGCUGGAUCCAAAACCCUCACUGUAAAAAUACUCUGUACUGUAUUGAAAAUGUUACUUCAGUAAAGUAUAAUCAGGAAUACUUAAAGUAUGUAUGAUUAUUCAUCAUGCGUACAUGUCAAAGCAGGAUUUCACUUCUGUAGUUUGUUGAGCUUGAACUAGUUUGUAUCAGAUAUUCAUUGUGGAUCAAUCCACUGAUUAUUUUCUACGUUAAUCGAUUGUAAAAAAUCUAUAAAUAGUGAGAAAUGUUGUAACAGUUUCUCAGAGCCCAACGUGACUCCUUCAUAAUGAUUGUUCUGUCCAAACCUCAAAAUUAUUGGAAAUAUGAUAAAAUAAUCAAAAGGAAAAGCAGCAAUUCUUCACAUGAACCAUGAAAUGUUUUUACAUGACUUCAAAGAUUAUUAAAAUCUGUCAGCCAAA